Molecule: messenger RNA, 813 nt
Organism: Saccostrea cuccullata (small rock oyster)
Lineage: Eukaryota; Metazoa; Mollusca; Bivalvia; Ostreida; Ostreidae
Product: complement C1q and tumor necrosis factor-related protein 9A-like
Exons: 2
Coding region: 1-813 (270 amino acids)
Molecular function (GO): protein binding
Source: RefSeq, a predicted model, not a curated record
AUGGAAAGGAUUUUAACCUUUGAAAUAGAACAGACAGCCAGAGUCAGAGAACAGGAGAUGAUGAAGAAUAUAUCCGCCACAGUCACAGACCUGGAACUAAGAGACCGAUAUUUAUCACUUUCUUUGUUGGAUGUACACAAUAACAUGACCAUCUUUGACAACACGCUUUCAAGGCUCAGGCAACAACAGAAGACAAACGAACAGCAACAGAAUAUGACAAUACAAAACUUAUCACUUUCUGUGUUGGAUGUACACAAUUACACAGCAGAGCUAUCGUCUUCUCUUUCUAGUUUGGAUGCGCAGCAGAAACGGAUGAAGAGUGAGAUCCAAACACUGACAAUUUCCCAGCAAAAUGAUAUUACCAAAUUGAAUGAUACAAUUAUCCAUCUUAAGAAUCGUGUUCAAUCCAAUGUAGCUUUUACAGCUGGAAUUAUAGGAGAAAGUGGUGGACAUACAUAUACAGGAACUGUUAAAUUCCCAGAAGUCAUAUACCAGGUCGGAGGAGGAUACAAUCCUACAACAGGAGUAUUUACCGCCCCGAAGGCUGGACUCUAUCUUAUAUUCUGUACUAAUGUGGCAAAAUAUCACGAAACCUUUUGGACAAAAAUAAUGAUGAAUGGUUCAGUUAAGGCAGGAGCCAUGGCUUACGUUGGAUCAUCUACUAUGAAUGUCCACCAGUCAGCCUCCAACCUUGUUGUCCACCAGUUACAGGUGGGGGACAGAGUCUGGAUAGAAGUAUUUAGUGGAAGUCAUCUGUACUCAGCUUUAUCAGAUACAACCUUUUCUGUGAUCAUGAUCAACGGAUCGGAUUAA